UUCGCAUCUUAAAUAUUCUGUUCAGUACAUUUGGAACAUUUCUUGCGUAGAAUUCGUUUGUAACCUUCUGUUUAAAGUUUUCCAACAUGUCUGGUGAAGAAAUUGACCAACGCAAGAAAAGCGUUUUCAUUCAACGUCCCAAACGAAAAUUAUCUUCCAAAUUCGACGAUGCGUUCGAUCGAAAGUACAAAAAUGCCGUAAAAGCUUAUCAUAACUACAUGGAGGGAUUAAAUUUAGUGCUGAAAGAAAAAGAGGCGAAAAUGUGCAAAAUCCUGCAUAAACGUAGCGUACCGCUUUGGUUUCAAGAGUUAACCGACGAACAGUGUGCGAUCUGCGACCAGUUGCUCGAUGCCAUUGAGGAUGAUACGAACGAGCGUACUUUUUAUCGCACGAAAACACUGCUCCGCAAGCUGGGCAUCUAUCCUAUCUGUUCGAAAAGCAUCUUACGCACUGCACUCAUUCUCUGUAGCGGGAAUGAUAUAUCGUUCAUCUGGAUCAUCCUCGAAUUGCAUUACAUACGCCGUCCGCGAAAGGACGGCACUCGCUGUGCAAAGGACUAUACGAUCAAUGAACGGUUACUUCUAUCGGCAAUUGCACACUUGGAUAUGCUGACCACACUGCGUGGUUUGGAAAAGAUCUUACCACCGAAGAAGGUCCCAAAUGAUACAUCGCAAGUAGAUGCAAAAAGGAAAGAAACAUCCUGUCCAAAAUCUUCUCCCUCUUGUGGCAAAUCUCCUUACGCAUGCCGUCAAAAAGUUAUCAAUAGCGGAUACACCGUACCGGUUCAGGUUCAACCGCAUCGUGACGAAUUUCUAGGCAGGUAUGAAAAGUACCGAGACCCGGAAUACGUCAUACGCAAUGAAGAGUCCCGUUGGUUUGCACGAUAUGGAGGUUCAGGGCGCAAUCUCUCUUCCUGUGAUUACAUCUACUCUGUCGACGAUACACAACAAGACAAAUGCUCUACGGCAAGCAGUGAUCAUUCGAUAAAUAGCGCCAGUGCUGUCGUGAUGGCCCUACUGGAUGAUCACAUUCGUAACAUGGUCGCCCGGCAAGAAUGUUGCCAGCUGCUCUGUCCCAAACAUCACCAGCUAGACGAACAGGGGGCACAGUUUUUGGGAAUUCUAAAGCGCAACACUUCCGCCCGGGCAGUCCUGAUGGAGGCGGUACGCGCACAAUGUGUACAAUGGGCGGACGAGGAGCUACAGGACGAUGCUAAAAGGCAAGUGGAGAGUUUAAUCAAGCGGCUCGUUGAUGAAGCGGUUACAAUGGCGAUCCUGGAACCGGCCAACGAAUGUCCCGACUGUCGGGAACGAUUUGAAAUGCAACAGAAACUUUUGAAAGGACAAAAGUGUACCUGCGUGGAAUCGGAUGGUUCCAGUACGCUUGUACCUGAGUCAAUAGCGAAUUUGAAACAGCAUUACUUUAAAUUCUCUGACAAACUGGUCCCAUUUGAGUUUAAUUAUGACAACAUAUUCAAUGGGUAUGAGCAAAAGGAACCGGUUUGUCCCAUUAAAAGUGCCAUACAGCGUGCACUCGGGGUGGAGGAAACCAGCACCAUACGGGACAUAGACAUUGAGCACGCCAUCGAGAAGUUUGCUAAGAUGACAUGGGACGAAGAGAAGAAACACUGGCAGGAACAGAUGGGAAAGGAUAGGGUUCAACCGGAAUCCCCACCUAAGCCAACUGAUCCACUUGAAGUAGACUAUAUAGACACGAAGGAUGUGUCCCUCUUGCAGGAUCUCCUAAAGCGUGCACUUCGCCGACUUGCCGAACAUCCGAAGUAUUUCCUAGCCACCUUUCCUUGUGCUGAUAAGCUACCAAUCUUGAAGGCUUGGAUACGACAUCGAUACGGAGUGCCCAUUACACCAAAGGAAAGAAAAACCGGAUUGCUGGAGAGUAAACAUUUCUGGGACUAUCUCACACCGCGUGCGACCACUAUGCGAUGGCCAACGCGAAAAGAAAUCGGCAUGCAGUUGCAGGUAAACUGGAAUUAUAAAUCGAAAUUGGAAUCGACGGCUGGCAAUUUGAUGUACAAAUUCUAUAGAAAGUUUAAAAAUGUUCAAAUACAGGAAGGUCGCAUUUUGUGGACCAGUAUGAUGCCUUACCACUCCGGACCGGACAGCUUUCGGCGAACGUUUUCGGCUUACUUUCCGAAUUGUGAACCAAACAUGAUACCUCAAGUACGUCCGUGGUGUCCUUUCCAGUACCGAUCGAUGCCGAAAGUGAAGGGCACCAACAGUAGAAGCCGAUUUUAAGCCUUUUGCAAAUGAAUUUAAUUGAAAAGUAUAUAUUUUCAAUAAGGUAA
This is a messenger RNA of Anopheles funestus (African malaria mosquito), 2305 nucleotides long. RefSeq lists its product as uncharacterized. The coding region runs from base 87 to 2255 and encodes 722 amino acids. Lineage: Eukaryota; Metazoa; Arthropoda; Insecta; Diptera; Culicidae. The transcript has 6 exons. The record is from RefSeq and is a predicted model, not a curated record.